Molecule: messenger RNA, 4425 nt
Organism: Girardinichthys multiradiatus
Lineage: Eukaryota; Metazoa; Chordata; Actinopteri; Cyprinodontiformes; Goodeidae
Gene: insyn2b
Exons: 6
Coding region: 981-2789 (602 amino acids)
Biological process (GO): inhibitory postsynaptic potential
Cellular component (GO): postsynaptic density
Source: RefSeq, a predicted model, not a curated record
UCAGCAGCGUCAGAAUGAGACGGGGAGAGAUAGAGAGCAGCGAAGCGGAGCUACUGAGGACUGAAGGACUACAAGGUACAAGAGACGCACACCAAGAAUGAGGGAGGAGAACCAUGCUGACCAAAAACGACCAUAAGAAAAGGCUGAAACCUGAACCUUGUUUAUCUUCGUUGAGCUUCGUCUUUGGCUCCAGUAAUUUCCUGGACGCUCAAGUUUACCUACGUUUUGUGGAUUACAUUCUGGAUUUUGUGUUUUGGAUUAAGCUGGCAGCUUCCUGGAAAUUCCUGACUCCUGAACCAAGGCAGAGGCGUACCCUGUCCACCCUCCGACGCAAGUACCUGAACAUUGAACUCUCUCAUGAAUUCACCAGUAUUCACUCCCCAGCUCGUACUGAAGCAUCUGGACAACAUAGCUUUGCACACCCAAGUACUGACUCCCUCUACCCCUGGCGACCUGACGGCAUUUACUUAAACAACAGCACCAAACAAACCUACAGUUAGAGCAGAUAACUUCCAUGCUUCAACAGGCUUCGAAUACUCAGUCCGCCCCAUGGGUAGAUGGCGCUGCAGCAUCACCACCAUCGCAACAGCUUCUGUAUGUCCGUGACGUCACCUCACCAAACCCGGAAAAAUUUUCAGGAGAGAACUAAUCAGGAAUGCCCAAGGAAGUCAUCACCUGCAGGCCAUUGGUCAAAAAGUGAGAAAGGCUCUGACAGUGAUGUCCAAUCAGAGUUGGCUAAACUACUAAGGAGGUCAAUAAUGAAAGAAUCCCCAGAGUUUAUUGUACAUUGAAUUCCUGUCUACAACUUCAAUAGAUAACUCUUUUAAUCUGCCACUGCAACACUUGGAUUUAUUUUGGUAAACAUAAGCAAGAACUUCUUCCCUUUUUAUUGGAUACAACCUUGCUGAGGCUGGCUCAUGUCAUCGCUUGCCUCCAUCGCUUUCAGCUCCUCCGGGGGCUGAGCCAACCUACAGAGGAGCAUGGGCAGACGAGUGGCAGAUCCAACUAAUCCGGUGCCUGCGCUGGGAGUUCCUCUAGCUGGGGGGCGAUGGGGUCCACUUUGCAGCAUUGGGGUGCAGACAUCUCCCAGACUGCACACUCUCCCCUCUAUCAAACAACCUGGCAGCCAACAGAUCAGCACUCAUCAUCCACACACCAUGGCGACAGAACAAGCACUGGCAGCGGACAUAGCAGGAGCCAUCAGAAGUGACAGCAAGAGCCGGCCAGUGUCCAAAGAGACAUCUCAGAACGAAAUCAACAGCCUUACACAAGACGACAUGGGGUCGCAAGGGUCAGGCAGUGGAGUUUAUUGCCAGAUCAGGACCAUACAAACAAAUCUCAAGGACACAAAAGAUAAAAGGACCACUCGGUAUAUAAAUGGGAGUGUGGUAGCCUCGGAUUUGGUGGGAGGAGUUUGCAGUGAAGCCACAGAAAUUAAGGAGCCAGCGCAGGAAAAGAGAAGGGUGCAAUCUCUGCGAGGGGAAGGCCAUCGCUCAGUGUUAAAGACAGCGAGCGUUUGUCCAGCUGCACACGCCACUACACCUCGGCCCUGUCAAAAAAUGACAACCUCACCGCAACGUCUUUGUGCAACAUGUGGGAGGAGACGUUCACAGAUUACACAGUGCACAGGUGCAUGUCGCAGAAGAGCAGUCAAUCAAAUAACAGUAAGCCAGACUUUACCUAAUCCAGCACGGAAAACAUCUGUAGCUCCCCCCCAGUUAAGGAAAGCCUCUGCUGCUCUGAGCUCUCAGUCUUGUUCCAAAAGCACAGACAGAGCCAACCCACAGCAGCACACAUCAAUAAAGACUGCUCAUAUACCCCAGCUGUCCCACACCAUGCCAAAAACACACAGUUCUCAGUUUAACCACACAGUACAUACUCAUAGCCAAACAAAAGAGUCACAAUUGCAGACAAGGCCACAUUCAGCAGACUUUACCUGUUAUAAGGACUCAGCCACACAAACGUCAGAAACACACACACUCUUCAACACAGAGAAAACAACAGCUGAUGCACCACACACACAAAAUACAAAGGCAACCCAACCACAUCUAAUAGAUAACAACAAGAACAAUCAGGGUCAGUGCCAUACAACUGAUGAAUCAGUCAGCAACAUUUCCAGACCUCAGACUCCUUCCUCUCUCAGUGACUCAAAAUCCAGCAGCAUCCCACCCCUUCCACCAAAACACUCUCCUAAGGUGACCCAUUCCAAACCAGCCACACCUGCAUCGCAAACAAUAACACAAGAGACCACAAAGUCGCCUAAACAAUCCUCGGAACGUAUCAAAUUCAAGGACACAAAGCAGAAGAGCAAAUCAUUUGAUGACAACACUCUCCCUUGUAAGACUCAUAUGAAAGCACAAUGUAAUGGGGCACCAGGAGGACUUUUAGAUGGACAUACAGUUUAUGCACCACCUGGGCUGGAGAGGCAGCUACAGAGUGUAGAGGAGAACCUUCUAUCCAAUCAGGAGAAGAUCAAGGUGCUUCUCAAUGUGAUUCAAGACCUGGAGAAGAGCAAAGCUUUAAGCGAAGGUCGCAGCUCAUACAGAACUGGCCAAGACAUUAACAACUGCUCCGCCUGCCAGAAGACGGCCUGCAUCAUUUACAGUGUGGAGCAUGAUUUCCGACAGCAGGAGGGACACUUCCAGGGGGUGAUUGAAGCCCUCGAGGGUGAAUAUGAUGUGCCUGCCCCAACUCAGACCAAGCCCACGCCAGCUCCCUUGUCCUCCAGCCGCCCCAACACCAAGGCACGUGUCAAGAAACUGCGCAAGAAGUGUUUCUGGUGGCUCUAAGUGUCACAGAAAUCAUAAACACCUUUCUGGGUAGCAGGUGCAGGUGUACUUAAUUAUAUUUCACAUGAACCAAAAUGUUCUGCUGUGGCGGAAAUGUCUUCAUGUGGAUGUGCAAAGAGCAAAAGUUUCAUCAGACCCAAACCGAAAUGUUCUUUCCAAAAGUUUCCAUGUAAGUGGAUUUUUGUCUGCAGCUGCUUAUCCUAGGGCCUGACAGAAUAUAAUGGUAAGCACGCAGGCAAAAUACAGAGACAAAAAGGAAUACCAUUGUUUCUUUAAAGCCACAGAGAAGCCACAGAGAUUUCCCCUCAGCCUGAAAAGAUGACCCUGUUUUUUGCAACAAGAAAAAGACUUCAUGGGAUACAGCAAUUCUUCAGCUAACUUACAAUUAGAGUAAGGAUGCUAUUUUUUAAACCAAAGCUAUAGAGGAUAAAUGAGGAUUAACUAAGACUUCAUACAAAUGGCUUGAGUAACUGACUAAAUUGAUGGACAGAUCUAUGGGCUGUUGCAGCAAUAAGCAGAAGACUUCAUGUAAAUCCAUGGAUUUUAACUGCUUGCAAUAUUCAUUUGGAAGUCUUGACCGCUGAAAUGUGAAUGUAGCAGCACUUGUAUUACUAGAGACAUGCUGGGGAAUACGAGCUGAUGACCCAUCUGGAAACACAAUGCUUGCUCAACGGAGAAUGAACUCGGAAUACAUGAAGGGACAAUGUGAUAGGAAGUUGAUGAAAGACUGACAAGUCUGUGUCAGAUAAUUAAAAUAAAUCUGUCAACGCUGGCUGACAGAGUGAUUGAUUCUCUCUUUUAUUUUUCAUCCAAAAACGGAAAGCUCAGUUUGUUUUUAAAGAGUUUCACACAGUGUGCAUACAAAUACUUGCACAAAAAGGGUUUAUGAGCACUGACUUACACCUUCAAUAAACCAACUGAAUCACAAGACAUAACUUCCCUACAUAUGCAUGCAUAAAGUCAAAAUUUAUUCCACUUGCGAUCCAGACCAUCUAUCACUUUGCUUUUAAAACUUAGCGAGCAUUAAUAAUGUAGAACUGCAUCAUUAUUUAUGCCUUUGGAGUCAAUACGGUAAAACUGAUUUAAGAUCAAGAGUUAAACUAAAAGUUUAGGUCUGAAUUUUUCUUGAAUGACUCAAAAAGAACAGAAGGAUUAUUUGUUCAGGUACUGCAAAUGUUUCUCAAAAAGUUCAAAAAUUAUUAGGUAGUAAAAUUUUGAGAAUUUAUGCAACACUGGGUAUAAUGACAAUGGAAACACAAUUAACAUGGGAAGGGAUGCAUAAAUUAGUAAAAAUAAAAGCUGUUUAGGUUCUGCAUUGUUCGCUUCUCUACCAUCUAUGUACAAAGAGGGCAUUUUUUUUUUAUACUCUCACAUUAUUUGUACCAAGCUUGAUUCCUAGCCAUUGAGGGUAUAACCACUAAUCUUACAAAGGCCUACUUCAGAAUGUUGUGGCUGACAAGUUGCCCCCAAUUAGAAUCCUGGAUGACAGCACACUCACUAAUUAUCCAAUCUAUAUCCAGAAUGCCCUGUCAUAGCAUUUUUCUAAUCUGUUCCUUAACAGCGCGUCAGCUCCAGCAAAGCCCUCUCCUCUGAUCUUCCACUUGUAUGUCCAAUAAAACGUGUAUUUUGAACAAAA